This is a messenger RNA of Setaria italica (foxtail millet), 1058 nucleotides long. RefSeq names its product RING-H2 finger protein ATL39. Lineage: Eukaryota; Viridiplantae; Streptophyta; Magnoliopsida; Poales; Poaceae. Bases 275 to 802 code for a protein of 175 amino acids. The record is from RefSeq and is a predicted model, not a curated record. The transcript has a single exon.
CUCCUCACUAAACAAAGUCGGAGAGGCCACCGCGCCAACGACCCAACCCCAAGCAAAGGAAACACCACCACCGCCGCUUGCAGCCCACGGAUUCUCGCGUGCACUGCACGGGGGGAACUCCAUUCCAUUUCCAACGGAGUCGCCGACUGGGGGAGUGAGCGAAUUGUUCGUUCCGCGGCCGCCGCUUCCGGCGCCGAGGAGCCAAGCAAAACUCCGUCUCCGUGCAAGUUGUUGUUGCGAGAAGAAGCGAAGCGAUCGACGACUUUAACGAGCCAUGAGCUCGCCAAGCUCGUGGCUGUUCUCGGACAACUCGAGGUACAGCACCCGGGCGCGGCUGCUCUUCAUGGGCCUCUCCUUCGCCAUCGGCAUCCUCACCUUCCUCCUCUACCUCGCGCUCUGGUACGCCUGCAGCAGCAGCCGCCGCCGCCGCCAGCAGCAGCGGCGCGGCGUGGUCGGCGUGGCCGGCGCGCUGGAUGAAGGCGGCGACCGCGGCAUGAGCGCGGACGCGAUCGCCGCGCUGCCGGCGUUCGUCUUCGCUCGCGACGGCGGCAGCGGCGAGCCGGCGGCGCCAGCGCUCGACUGCCCAGUGUGCCUCGGGCAGGUGGAGGCCGGGGAGAAGGUGCGGCGGCUGCCCAAGUGCGGGCACGCGUUCCACGCCGAGUGCGUCGACGCCUGGCUGCGCGCGCACUCCACAUGCCCCAUGUGCCGCGCCGCCGUCGGCGCGGCCGCCGCCGCCACCGCCACCAAGCUGCAGGCAGCCGACACCACCCCGACGCCGGCGGAGGCGCUGCCACCUGUGUAAUGUGGCCGGCGAGCUGGACCACCGCCCCUGGGAUCGGAAUGCUUGAAUUGAAGUUGAACACACAUGCAUGAUUGGAGAACAGCAGCAGCUAGCUAGCUAUAGUGACAGCAAUACACACUAGGUAGUGUGAUAACCUAGGAUCAUAUAGAGGGAGUCUUGGUUUAUUAAAUUAAUCGCGGAGAUUUGUUGGUUUAAUUCGUCAGGUCGUGCGUGCUUGUACAGCGAUAUCAUAUCAGUGACGUCAACUCUUGCUACU